Scedosporium apiospermum is the source of this 1983-nucleotide messenger RNA. RefSeq lists its product as uncharacterized. NCBI's taxonomy places the organism in Eukaryota, Fungi, Ascomycota, Sordariomycetes, Microascales, Microascaceae. The transcript has 2 exons. The coding region runs from base 1 to 1983 and encodes 660 amino acids. The record is from RefSeq and is a predicted model, not a curated record.
AUGCCCGACUCCAGAGCGGUGGGCUUUUCGUUCCAAGCCGAUGUCGUGAAUACAGCUUCGUUGGCCCAUCUUCUUACCGGCCGUGUCCUGAAGGCCAUGAGCGACGGUGGGGUAGACGUGUACGCUGUCACGGUAUCGAUGUGCCUGGGUAAUCUCAUUCCCAUCCAGCCAUCCCUCGAGAGUGCUGUUUUUCAACAUAUCAGGUCGCUCAAGAGCUGCCAGGGUAUUGUGGCCAAGGCACUGAGUAUUGGCUGGGGCCAUUCGCUUAUCCCAUGCGAGAUGUCUCGGACUAAGGCCGGUACAUCAUUGCUACUCCUGGUCGGAGCACUUGCUACCGGCUCUAACGCCUUCUCCGCCGCUCACUGCUUAUCCGAGUUGCUGACUCUCUCGGGGUGCGAGCCCGGGAGCGUUCCCAAUAUCGAUGUCCUGAAGAACAUGAUUACAUACCUAGCACCCUUUGUCCAAGAACUUGGAUUUUGCAAAGUGCUCGACCAUGUUACUACGACGUGCCAGAAACAGAUUCUCCAGUCCAACAAGGACGAGGCAGGCCUCGUUGCCUGUGGCGAUAGCCCUGUCCUGGCCGGAGUAAUCCAUCAACUUUGCCUCACUGCGAAGAGAGAGGAGUCGAUAUAUCUCAUCGUCAGACAAAGGGGAGCAUGGAUUGCAAGUUUCGCAAGUUACCUCUUAGGACUAUCAGUUGAAGUUCUCCUGGAAGACACCGUGCUGUGGGCGUCAGCGGGGAGCAGCGGGAAAGUAUCACUACAGCUCGCUCCUGGCUUCACGAGCUCCGGUGCGGUACAGCUGCACGGCCGCCAUACCCUGACUCUUGUUCCAGAACCAUCGGACCCGGCUGGAAGGACGCCUCUGGUUAUAUACUAUGACCCGGCGAUGGCUCUUGACGCUGAGCUGAGCCAGAUUCCUGAAAUCCCAGCCUCCCGUUAUGCAGGAAUCCAGACAGCAAUUGCACGACUGUGUCUUGCCGUGCUCGAGAAGCUGUGCGUCGCGAAGCCUACCCCUGGACUAGAUUCUACGCAGUCUUCUACCCUACCAUCAACCAGGAAUAGGCUCCUGAGCUCACAGCCCACAAUUAGGCUUCUCUCUGUCUUUGGCAUCCCUGACCAACUCAUCGAGAUAGGGAAGAAGGAUUUCAGAACAUACGAGUCUAGAAACUGGGAUUAUGAAGAUGACUCUGGAGCCAACGGACUUUACUAUCUGGAUUCGGACCAGAAAUCUUGGUUAAAAUCAGUCUGCCCCAGCGCCGCCUGCAUCCACUUGGUGGGAUCAUUGGAAGUAGCUGGCUGUCUUUGUGCUCGCGUCGGUCACAUUAUUGGCGGCUUUGCUUCCACGAUUAUAGCGUUGGGUCAGUGCGUGGCUGAUGUCAAGGAUCUGCGGCUCCGUGCCGAUGUUCUUAACGGGUCGGUCAUAACUGAAUGGUCGCGAGAACUCCUUCUAAGUGCGAGCGUGAUACAUGACCUUAUCGGGCACCUAGGCCAACUUGUAACCUGGAGCCUCUCUGACGUUGACGGCACGAUCGAACGAUCUUCCCAAGGGGACAACCUUGUUCUUGGCGUCAGUGCGGACGCUCAUACCAUUACUUACACAGCUCUCCUCGGUGACGAAGCUUUCGAUGAUCAUGGACGCCUGCUCACGAUCACCUCGGGGCGGGCUACAGUCGACGGUCUGUUCAGGAAUUACCUUAUUGAGAGAAAGAUCGGUUUCAGCAGCAGUAGCGAAGAUACGCCGUCCCUCCUUGCCCAUGGCUCUUUAAUUGAACCACACUACUACCCCGGGCGCCUUCGGGUAUGGAUAGAGACUGGAGUCAUUGAUGAGGGAAUUCUCGUUGGUGCCUUUCUGGGGCAUAGCGAACAGAGCACGCGAAUAUCUCUAGUGAGGUGCGCCGAGUCUAUGAAAUACAUCGUCGUGCCGAGAUACCGGCCAGUCGCCACAACACUUGAUAUCACCAUUCAGCUACGGGCCCGCUAA